Messenger RNA from Thamnophis sirtalis, 1652 nucleotides. Lineage: Eukaryota; Metazoa; Chordata; Lepidosauria; Squamata; Natricidae. The record is from RefSeq and is a predicted model, not a curated record.
AACUCCGCCACCUCCUGGCAAGGGGAUCCCUCCGGAGAGUCCCUCCAGCGCAUUUAUGGCAUCGCUUUCCCCAGCGCCCAGCAGUUGGCGGCCUGGGAGCGUGCCCAGGAGGAGGCCGCCCGGCGGGACCACCGGCGCAUUGGAAAGGAGCAAGAACUUUUCUUCUUCCACCCGCUGAGUCCUGGCAGCUGUUUCUUCCUCCCCAAAGGGACCCACAUCUACACAACCCUCAUGGGCUUCAUCAAGAGCGAGUACCUUAAGCGCGGCUACUCCGAAGUCGUCACCCCCAACAUCUUCAAUGCCAAACUCUGGGAGAUCUCCGGCCACUGGGAGCAUUACGGGGAGCACAUGUUCAGCUUCCCUGUGGAGGAGCAGACCUUCGCACUCAAGCCCAUGAACUGUCCCGGCCACUGCCUCAUGUUCGCCCACCGGCCCCGAUCCUGGCGGGAGCUCCCCCUGCGGCUGGCCGACUUCGGGGUGCUCCACCGCAACGAGGCCUCGGGGGCCCUGACGGGGCUGACGCGGGUCCGGCGCUUCCAACAGGACGACGCCCACAUCUUCUGCUCCAUGGAUCAGCUGGGGGACGAGAUCAGAGGCUGCCUGGAUUUCCUGCAGGCCGUUUACUCCGUCUUCGGAUUCACUUUCCGUUUCUUCCUCUCCACCCGCCCCAAGAACUUCCUCGGGGACCCCCCUCUCUGGGACCAGGCCGAGCAGCUGCUGGAACAGAGCCUGCAGGAGUUUGGGGAGCCGUGGGAGUUGAACCCCGGGGACGGCGCCUUCUACGGGCCCAAGGUGGACAUUCAGAUCCAGGACGCUCUGGGGCGAUACCACCAGUGUGCCACCAUUCAGCUGGACUUCCAGAUGCCCCUUCGCUUCGACCUCUCCUACAAGGGUAAGGACGGUGGGACCCCCGAGAGGCCGGUCAUGAUUCACCGGGCAGUGCUCGGCUCCGUGGAGAGGAUGAUGGCCGUCUUGGCCGAGAAUUACGGGGGCAAGUGGCCCUUCUGGCUCUCCCCCUCCCAAAUCAUGGUGAUUCCGGUGGGCCCAGAUGCAGAGGAGUACGCUGGAGAGGUCCACCGGCUCUUCCACCAAGCCGGAUUCCAGGCAGACCUGGAUGCCGAUUCGGGGGUGACCCUCAACCGCAAAAUCCGGAGAGCCCAGUUGGCCCAGUACAACUUCCAGUUCGUGGUCGGCCGGCAGGAAAUGACCCACCGCACCGUGAAUGUCCGCAGCCGGGACAAUCACCGCCACGGCGAGAGGGAUCUGCAGGAGGUGCAGCGCCGGCUGCGGGAGCUCCAGGAGACGCGGGUGAGAAACGCGGAGGAGCUCUUCUGAGCCAAAGGCAGGGUCCCCGCAGGGCUGGCACGGCUCACGCACCCAGGAGGAGACCUCCAGGCUUCGUUCCAAGGGACUAGUCCUCACCGAGGAGCACGAAGGCUGAGAAGGCUGAGGAUCUCCCUCCUUGCUGACUGCUCUGCAGAUGCCACCCCUCCCUCGGUGGGCAGCUUCCUGGAGCGUCACCUGGGCUGAGUCACCUGCCCCCCCUCCGGAGGUUCUGGGAAGGUGUCGCACCCGCUUCCCCGCCCUUUCCCGGAGCCCUGCGUGGCUGUAUUUGGGGGAGGGGCUGCAGGAAGCUUUCCUGGCCACUGAAG